AUGCUUUUAGGUCACUCAAAGCAGGUUCUUGUGGACUGCCGUUGUACUGCUUAUCAAUGACCUAGCCAACAAGUCGGCUAGCAUCCGUGGAAUGAGUUCAUAAGGACUGUCCAAGUCGUUCCCUACGUACGACCAUUGGCAGCGUGGAUAAGGCCAAAUAUAGAGACAGCUGUCGCAUGAUUGCCUCUUCUCCGUCUGUCCAGAUUUCUUGUAUCACCAUGAUUGCACGGCAGGAUGACGAGGAGACCCCUCUUCUGCAACGACCAGAGCGACCAACGACUAAGACACCUCUGCCUUGGGAUCAAUUCUGGAUUAUAUUGCUCUUGCAAGUGUCAGAACCUCUUUCUUAUCAGACCCUUUCCCCAUUUAUUCCUCAACUCAUUAGAGACAUUGGAGUGACUCACGGAGACGAAUCCCAGGUUGGUCACUAUGUCGGCAUCCUUGAAUCAUCAUACUAUGCAGCUCAUGUGCUGACUAUUUUUCAUUGGAGUCGACUGUCUGACCACAUUGGGCGGAAGCCUGUAAUACUGACAGCUCUAUUAGCAAUUUCUGUUUCGAUGCUUUCAUUUGGGCUGUCGAAGACCUUCCUUGGUCUGGUGGUUAGUCUUGUUGUCGGCGAAUCAUUUGAUGGGAGCAAUAGUGUCAUCAAGAGCAUGGUGAUGGACAUCACUGACGUAACCAACCUCCCUAAGGCAUACGGUUAUAUACCAAUUCCGGCCAUGAUCGGACAAACAGCUGGACCACUCAUUGGGGGAUUGCUCUUCCGACCAGCAGACAGAUUCCCUGAUAUCUUUGGGCGAUCAGAACUGCUGAAAACCUACCCACAUCUCCUGCCGUGCUCUAUUUCGACAAUUUUUGUAUCAAUAGCUUGGCUAGUCACGUAUUUCCGUCUCAAAGAGAGCGUAACUACCAGGACAUCACUUUGGGAGCUAAUCAAAGGAGGAUUGUUCCGACAGUCAUACACAAAGCCUCGCCAGCCAUCGAGCAAUGUGCUAGUUAAUCCCGGGGAAGCGAAUCCUGGAGAAGCUCGAUCAACGCUACUUCCGCUGCGCGCCUUGCUAACCCCGAAAGUUGCGACCGUAGCAGCAAAUUAUGCCACCACAGGCUUGUUUCACGUGGCAUUUAGUUCGGUCCUACCUGUUUUCUAUGCGACAUCGAUUGAACUCGGUGGUCUUUCCCUCGACCCUCCUCGGAUUGGUGCUAUACUUGCGGCACAAGGUGCCGCACAUGGCAUAUUUCAGCUGGUUUUCUACGCUCGUUUACAUGAUCACUUCGGUGCAGGAGCCAUCCAUUUCACUGGCGUUAGCUCUGGCAUACCCAUCGUCAUCUUAUUUCCAGUGAUCAAUGCUCUGGCUCGAGCCCAUGGGGUAGGUUUGGCUGUGUGGCUGUGCGUUGCCACCCAGCUUGCGCUGACGAUUAGCCUGAUCAUGUGCUACCCCUCCUUAGCAUUAUUCGUCAGAACAGCUGCUCCCAAUCGCGCCUCGCUCGGAGCAACCAAUGGAAUCACCCAAAUGUUUAUCGCAGGAGCAAGAAUCAUUGGCCCAGCAUCUGCGGCUUCAGUCUUCUCUUGUUCAAUGCAGGAAGGGCACGAUGCGUGGUUGGUAUACUACUUGACGGCAAUUGCAUUCCUCGCUAUAGGUGUCUCUCUACUGCUUCCCCGAGAUCCUAGUGUAUGGGAAGAUCACCGAUAGCGAACGACCCCAUGUUAUCUGUUUACAGCCAUGUCAGUGCAUCUUCCGGGUAUAAAAAAUGAAGUGGUCAAGCAGAGACCUUCCCGUGUUCGUGACUUGAUAUCCUCCUUCUGGGAGCUCUCUGAGCGCCUUCAGGGAAAGCAAUUAUGAAGAUGGAGACGUGGAUGCAACGUGAUAGUGUACUGUCAUUUGCGACGUAGAGAUGC
This is a messenger RNA of Suillus subaureus, 1897 nucleotides long. RefSeq names its product major facilitator superfamily domain-containing protein. The record is from RefSeq and is a predicted model, not a curated record. The transcript is spliced from 8 exons. NCBI's taxonomy places the organism in Eukaryota, Fungi, Basidiomycota, Agaricomycetes, Boletales, Suillaceae. Bases 177 to 1691 code for a protein of 504 amino acids. Gene Ontology annotation, biological process: transmembrane transport. Gene Ontology annotation, molecular function: transmembrane transporter activity.